AGCUACCAAGUCCAACCAGCACGUGCCCUGAAUAAAAUCGUUGUUGUAUGUGUGGGGGAGUGACUGGAGCGGCGUUUGCUACUAGGGUUUUGCAUCCUGUUACAACGGCGUGUGUGCUGCUGCGUGUGCGUGUUGUGUGUCUGCAAGGUGUGUUUGCCGUUAGAACAAGUUCCAGUAUGAAGAGAGGCAAGAAGACAGAAGAGGCAGCUGCAGAGGGCGAGAAUGAUGCCGACUCUGCUUCUACAAAGAAAGCAAAGAAGGCUAAAGAACCAGAGGCACCGGUGUUGUACGAUGAUCCUCCUGACAAAAUGACCAGUAAAGAUGGCCGCAGUGCCAACAUGAAGAUCACCUCCUGGAAUGUGGAUGGGCUGAGGGCAUGGGUGAAAAAGAAGGGGCUUGAUUGGGUGCGUGAGGAGGCUCCAGAUGUUCUGUGCCUCCAGGAGACCAAGUGCUCAGAGAAAGCUCUUCCCUCUGAGAUCACCUCAAUGCCAGAGUACCCCUACAAGUACUGGGCUGUGUCAGAUGAUAAGGAGGGAUACAGUGGUGUAGCCAUGCUAUGCAAGACUGAACCUGUCAAAGUAACAUAUGGAAUUGGCAAAGAGGAGCAUGACAAAGAGGGCCGAGUCAUCACUGCUGAGUUCCCAAACUUCUACCUUGUGACGGCCUAUGUGCCGAACUCCGGCAGAGGCCUCGUUCGCUUAGAUUACCGCAAAACCUGGGACGUGGACUUCCGAGCUUACCUGAGCGAGCUCGACAUCCAGAAGCCUCUGGUGCUGUGUGGUGACCUCAAUGUAGCCCACCAAGAGAUUGACCUGAAAAACCCUAAAGGCAACAAGAAAAACGCGGGCUUCACCCCAGAAGAGCGCGAAGGCUUCACCCAGCUGCUGGAAAAUGGUUUUGUCGACAGCUUCCGCGAGCUGUACCCCGAGCAGGCCAACGCCUACACCUUCUGGACCUACAUGAUGAACUCUCGCUCCAAGAACGUGGGCUGGAGGCUUGACUACUUUGUGCUGUCGUCCUCCCUCCUGCAGGGCCUGUGCGACAGCAAGAUCCGUAAUCAGGCGAUGGGAAGCGACCACUGCCCCAUCACUCUGCACAUAGCUGUGUAGGUCAUCGAGCUUGGUCACCGUAGAUCGGUCCAGUCUGGAGGGAUUCCCAUUCUCUCUCUGUGGUAGCUUAGUUUAGUCCCUUUUUUUCCCACAUGAAAUGUUACAUGCUGUAGCUCGUGUCUUCUUUCUGUAACUGAAGUUUCAGCAAACCUCGUGCUGCAACACUAAAAAGAUUUCUAAGCUGAUUUUUAGGAUGGAUUUUACGUUUGCUGUUAAACAUGCUCAAAAUCACAAAUAAAGAUUGGGUUUAUAAUAAAACUUAUAA
Messenger RNA from Nothobranchius furzeri (turquoise killifish), 1374 nucleotides. RefSeq names its product APEX nuclease (multifunctional DNA repair enzyme) 1 (gene apex1). Gene Ontology annotation, cellular component: nucleus. Gene Ontology annotation, molecular function: DNA-(apurinic or apyrimidinic site) endonuclease activity; phosphoric diester hydrolase activity; DNA binding. Gene Ontology annotation, biological process: base-excision repair. The record is from RefSeq and is a predicted model, not a curated record. NCBI's taxonomy places the organism in Eukaryota, Metazoa, Chordata, Actinopteri, Cyprinodontiformes, Nothobranchiidae.